Messenger RNA from Sardina pilchardus (European sardine), 1852 nucleotides. RefSeq names its product leukotriene B4 receptor 1-like. The record is from RefSeq and is a predicted model, not a curated record. Gene Ontology annotation, biological process: G protein-coupled receptor signaling pathway; immune response; calcium-mediated signaling. Lineage: Eukaryota; Metazoa; Chordata; Actinopteri; Clupeiformes; Clupeidae. The coding region runs from base 41 to 1036 and encodes 331 amino acids. Gene Ontology annotation, molecular function: C-C chemokine receptor activity; C-C chemokine binding. Gene Ontology annotation, cellular component: external side of plasma membrane; membrane. The transcript has a single exon.
UUGUUUCAGUGGUCUCGUACCAGCAGUCGUCGUUUCCACCAUGCAGCAGCAGCAGCAGCAGCAGCAGCAGCAGGAGCAGCUCAACGUGUCCAACAUGAGCUCCGCGGUGCAGGUGUCGGUUGAGAACCAGGUGGCCAGCGCCGUGCUGGGCGUCUGUUUCAUCCUGGGGGUGCCUGGGAACCUGGUGGUGGUGCACGUCCUCAGACACAAACUGGGAGGAGGGAGCUUCACGCUGUGGCUGAUGCUGAACCUGGCCGUGUCGGACCUGCUGACCCUGCUCACCCUGCCCGUGUGGAUCCACACUCUGCAGCACGGCUGGAGCUUGGGCUCGGUGGCCUGCAAGAUUCUGGCCCACUUGGUGUACUGGAGCCUCUACACCAGCGUGCUGUGCGUCACUCUUCUUAGCGUGCAGCGCUACGUCCAGGUGCUCUACCCACAACGCUGGACCAAGAUCAAGGCCACGGUCCAUCGGAUCCUGCUGGCCAUCGUGUGGACUCUCGGGGGCCUUAUGUCCUGUCAUGCUCUGGUGCAGAGAGAGGUAGUGCUGUUGAAGGACGGGCUGCUCCACUGCAGGCCAGAGUACGGGUCAGAUGGGGAGAAUAUAGCCACUCAUCUGCUGGAGAGCCUGCUGCUCUUUGUCCUGCCGUUCUCCAUCCUGGCCUCCCUGUACAUCGCCCUGCACAGAAGGGUGAAGCAGACCGUUCGCUCGGGUCACAAGAGAAUGAAGAAGCUGGUGUUCAGAAUCAUCAUGGUCUUCUUCGUCCUGUCCAUUCCGAUCCACCUCAACAAUUUGCUGACUGUUGGGGCAGUUUCUUCAGGAUCACAAAACUUCCUGCAGUUCACAAGGGUCACUGGGAAUAUUGCCGGGGCAGUGACCUUCAUCAACAGCUGUGUGAACCCAUUCCUGUAUGCUUUCUCCCACCGGACAUUGCGACGCGCGUCCAUUAUUGGGACACUGAAUCAAAACAGCUCAUCUGUGCAGUCUUGCUCCAUCAAUGCCAAACAGCACGUGAUGGUAUCAGGUGAUCUGAUCUAAUCACAUAUCAGAGCUCAUCAACACUUUUGUUGUCGUAAGUAAGUCAUGUUCAGUCACUUCACUGUCUUGACAUCUCAGACAUUUGUCAAGUGCAGAGUUUAGUUCAGUAAAGAUGUAUGGUCUGCCUGAUGCUAUGCACUGGAAUAAUACAAGAGUCAUGUGCAAGGUUUGUAAAGGUUACUUAAAUGCAAUAGCUUAGCUACCCUAUUAAACUGAAAUAAUGCCACUUCUAAAAAUUAGCCCAAUUCAUUAAAAUAAUGUAACUGAUUUGUUUGCUUUUGAUUGGCAGACUGAGACAAAUGAGAAAAAAUGAGAAAAAAAAUGAGUAAUGAGUACCUUCCUCUAAAAUGAAGUGAGCCUAUCUAAAUGGCCAAAAGAUGGAAAACAAGAGAAUAAAUAUGCAUUAAUAAAUGUUAUCUAUUUUUCACAUUAGUUUUAAGCAAGAUGAAUACCAGUUUAACACGAAUAAUACAUUUAAAUGCAACUCCUUUGUAGUCAACAACAUUGAUUAGUAAGUACAAUUUAUUUUCUCAGAAACUGUAUCAUUUAUAUUGUGAUUUAAUCAUAAUCCCAUUACAUGUAAUUAACUACUCCCCUGGUGAAGUGUAUGUAAAUCUAUUGUGUAUCACAUUUUGAGUAUAAGGCUGUGCUUUAAUUUUUCUUUAAACAUUUUCAAUGUAGAACAUACUAUAUAUAUAUAUAUUUUUUUUUUUUUUUACAAAAUUCCUUACAUUAACAAUUUCUGCAAUUAUAAUUAUAUCAGAUUAUUACAAACAUAUCAGAUUCCAUGUAAUCACUGAUGGCAUUCACUGUAUA